This is a messenger RNA of Lichtheimia ornata, 1605 nucleotides long. Its product is annotated as T-complex protein 1 subunit delta. NCBI's taxonomy places the organism in Eukaryota, Fungi, Mucoromycota, Mucoromycetes, Mucorales, Lichtheimiaceae. The transcript is spliced from 10 exons. Gene Ontology annotation, biological process: protein folding. Bases 1 to 1605 code for a protein of 534 amino acids. Gene Ontology annotation, cellular component: chaperonin-containing T-complex. Gene Ontology annotation, molecular function: ATP-dependent protein folding chaperone; ATP binding; ATP hydrolysis activity. The record is from RefSeq and is a predicted model, not a curated record.
AUGGCAGAAACAGCAAAAGCACCAGCACCAGCAUCAUCUAAAGCCGGAGCCUUCCAAGACAAAGACAAGCCUACCGAGGUUCGUCUAAGCAAUAUCCUUGCUGCCAAAGCUGUUGGCGACGCUAUUCGCACAUCGCUUGGUCCUCGUGGCAUGGAUAAGAUGAUUCAAACAAGCAACGGUGAAGUUGUUAUUACCAAUGAUGGUGCUACUAUUCUCAAGCAUAUGGCCGUGCUUCAUCCUGCAGCAAAGAUGCUCGUUGAUUUGUCUGCAGCACAAGAUGUGGAAGCAGGUGAUGGUACUACUUCAGUUGUCGUCUUGUGCAGCUCAAUGCUUUCUGCUGCCGAGAAAAUGUUGAACAAAGGUAUUCACCCUACAACCAUUGCCGAAUCCUUCCAACGUGCUGCACAAAAGUCUGUGGAAUUCUUGGCCGAGAUGGCAACUGCUAUUGAUUUAUCCGAUCGUGAAUCGCUUCUUCGUGCUGCAUCUACUUCAUUGAAUUCCAAGAUUGUCUCCCAAUACUCAUCCUUGCUCGCUCCCAUUGCUGUUGAUGCUGUCACUCGUGUCAUUGAUCCUGCCAUUGCCGAUAACGUCAACAUUAAAGAUAUCCGUGUCGUCAAGAAGGUUGGCGGUACCAUCGAUGAUACAGAGUUGGUGGAUGGUCUUGUGCUUAAUCAAAACGUGGUCAAAAGCGCUGGUGGCCCCACUCGCAUGGAGAAGGCUAAAAUUGGUUUGAUCCAAUUCCAAUUGUCACCACCCAAGCCUGAUAUGGAUAACCAAAUCGUGGUCAAUGAUUACCGUCAAAUGGAUCGCAUCCUCAAAGAAGAACGUCAAUACCUCCUGAACAUGUGCAAAAAGAUCAAAAAGUCAGGCUGCAACGUUCUUCUCAUUCAAAAGUCAAUUCUUCGUGAUGCUGUCAGCGACCUUGCUCUCCACUUUUUGGCCAAGCUCAAGAUUAUGGUUGUCAAGGAUAUCGAACGUGAUGAAAUUGAGUUCAUUGCCAAGUCUCUUGGAUGCAAGCCUGUGGCUGAUGUUGAAUCAUUCACCGAUGAUAAGUUGGGUUAUGCCGAUUUGAUCGAAGAAUCCGAUUCUUCAGGCUCCAAGGUUGUCAAGAUCACUGGCAUGAAGCACGCCGGCAAGACCGUAUCAGUGUUGUGCCGUGGUGCAAACUCGCUUGUGUUGGAAGAAUCACAUCGCUCACUCCACGAUGCAUUGUGUGUUGUACGCUGCUUGGUGAAGAAGAGAGCAUUGAUUGCUGGUGGUGGUGCACCUGAAAUUCAAGUCUCCCAAAAGUUGAUGGAUUAUGCAAAGACUCUGAAGGGCAUGGAGCAAUAUUGUUUCCAAGCAUUUGCUGAAGCUCUUGAAGUUAUUCCAACCACCUUGGCAGAAAAUGCUGGUCUCAAUCCCAUCAAGAUCGUAACCGAGCUUAGAAAUCGACAUGCACGUGGUGAGAUUACUGCUGGUAUCAAUGUCAAGAAGGGUACCAUCACCAAUAUCCUCGAAGAAAAUGUCAUCCAGCCUCUCUUGGUGUCAACAAGUGCUAUGGAGCUUGCGGCUGAAACUGUCAAGAUGAUUCUUAAGAUUGAUGAUUUGGUUCAAAGCCGAUAA